UUUUAUUAUUCCUCCGCUUUAAUCCACAUACUCCCCUAUACAUAUUCAAAAUUCUUUUUAUUAUUCAAAAUUCUUUUUAUACAUCUGUUUAGAGCGAUUUAUUCCCACUUUGUUUAUUACCAACCGCUAUUAAUUUAUAUUUUUGCUCACUUUUGGAACAUUUUUUAUCUUUUCUCACUUUGUUUAUGUUUAACUCUUGGUCCUAAUUAUGCUGGAAAUCUUUGGCCUGAGGCGAUCUAUUUCUGGUGGAGUCUAACAUUUCUGCAUCAGUUAGUAAUGGAGUUUGACGUCCUUUGCCAUUGCUUUUCUCUACUUUGCUAUGUUAUUCGGCUUUUGUUAAAAUCUUUCUCAAAGUGCUUGAUGAAGUACUUGUUCAAAGUAUGCGGCUUUUGUUAAAGGCGUUCUUUUAGAUGGAUAAUGAAUCAGGUUUAAUAAUGAAUUGUAGAUUCCUGAAAGCGAAAUAUUGCUUCCUAUUGAAAUAAGAAGCAAUAUUUACUCUUUAAUUAAUGUUUUGUUCCUUGUUUUACUAAACAGCUAGGGUGCAUUUUUUAAAUUUCGAUUAUAUACUCAAAAAGUUAACAGACUACAGAGUUUUCUUUAUUACAUAUUUUUACUUUAAACUUCAGAAUAUUCUCGUCCCGUCCAAACUACCACAAAUCAUAAUGAGUGAAAAGGAGAUACCGUAUGUAAACAGUUGUAAAUGCAAUUCUCCUAAAGACAAUAAUUGUGCCCAUUAUUUGUCAAAUUGGCUGAUUGAGAAUGGUAAACUUUCAGAAAAUCCAGUUGGUGCAACAGCAACCUGCUCUGAAGGACGAGUAUUGCGUGCCAAGGAUUUAGCGACGGGAUUUGGAAAAAAUGCCGUUGGAUUUGGGAAUAUAUUCAAAUACGAGAUGGGGCUGUUAAUGAGUCAUAAUCCGCCCAAAGGCGAUUGUUUCGUUUACUGUGAGCGUGGUGGUCGAGGACAUGUUUACUAUGGAACUAAAGAUAGUUGUGUUGCUGGAACGGGGAGCGGGAAGGAUUUUGGGGCGCAAUACUAUCAAUAUUAUACUUAA
This is a messenger RNA of Meloidogyne enterolobii, 1052 nucleotides long. Lineage: Eukaryota; Metazoa; Nematoda; Chromadorea; Rhabditida; Meloidogynidae. The record is from the annotation of a GenBank genome assembly.